Pseudoliparis swirei is the source of this 2261-nucleotide messenger RNA. Its product is annotated as stathmin-4-like. The record is from RefSeq and is a predicted model, not a curated record. Lineage: Eukaryota; Metazoa; Chordata; Actinopteri; Perciformes; Liparidae. Gene Ontology annotation, molecular function: tubulin binding. Gene Ontology annotation, cellular component: neuron projection; cytoplasm. Bases 59 to 553 code for a protein of 164 amino acids. The transcript has 6 exons. Gene Ontology annotation, biological process: regulation of microtubule polymerization or depolymerization; neuron projection development; microtubule depolymerization.
CCCUCUACAUGUGACAGGAAGCAGCAGGAACCCUCUACAUGUGACAGGAAGCAGCAUCAUGACUUUAGCAGCCUACAGAGAGAAGAUGCGAGAGCUCCCCCUGGUGUCUCUCUUCUGCUCCUGCAUCCUCCCCCAACCCAGAGACCACAAGAAGGAAGCCGGCGUGGUGGACCUGAAGCUCUGCAGCAUCCGGGACAUGGAGGUGAUCGAGCUGAGCAAGCGGGCGAGCGGCCAGGCCUUCGAGGUCAUCCUGAUGCCGCCCACCUUCGACGGCGGCCCCGAGCUCCGGGCGACCACGCCGCCCCGCCUGAAGCCGUCUCUGGAGGAGAUCCAGAAGAAACUGGACGCCGCCCAGGAGAGGAGGAAGUGUCAGGAGGCGGAGCUGCUGAAGCACCUGGCCGAGAGAAGGGAGCACGAGCGAGAAGUCGCUCAGAAAGCUCUGACCAAAGAGCGCCAGGAGCACCGCGCCGACGCCGACAAGGAGCAGCGGCAGAUGCACCUGAACGCCUCACAGGAGCGACUGGAGGACAAGCACAGCGUGGAGGUGUCCUGACGGCCUGAUCACAACACAAGCUGAACUUUCUCUGGAAGCCGUUUGGAGGCCAUCGAGCUGAGGGCGACCCGGCGCCGCUCCGACCCGGAGGCGGACAGGAAGUGACCCUGAAAAGAGCGAGAGAAGAAGAACAAGAGGAGGAGGAGCCUGGCUGCUCUUUGAACCAGGACUCUGUAAACCAGGAUUCUGUAAACCAGGACUCUGUAAACCAGAACUCUGUAAACCAGAACUCUUUGAACCAGAACUCUUUGAACCAGAACUCUGUAAACCAGAACUCUUUGAACCAGAACUCUGUAAACCAGAACUCUUUGAACCAGAACUCUUUGAACCAGAACUCUGUAAACCAGAACUCUUUGAACCAGAACUCUGUAAACCAGAACUCUUUGAACCAGAACUCUUUGAACCAGAACUCUUUGAACCAGGACUCUUUGAACCAGAACUCUUUCUAAUGAGAUGAACUCUCAAAACUUCUGAAGGACGCCACGUAAUCAUCAUCGCCAUGCCAACAGUGCCAAUGUCUUCAUGUGUGUGUGAUUGUGUGUGUGAUUGUGUGUGUGAUUGUGUGUGUGAUUGUGUGUGUGUGUGUGAUUGUGUGUGUGAUUGUGUGUGUGUGUGUGUGAUUGUGUGUGUGAUUGUGUGUGUGUGUGUGAUUGUGUGUGUGUGUCAGUCAGUGCGUUUACAUGCAAUCGAAUUAUUGGCUUAGUCGGACUGAAAUCUAAUGAUCCGUUUCAUGUAAACACCUUAGUCGGACUGUGCGGUCCGACUUCGGUCCGAUGAACACCCUGGAUAGCUCGGUCCGAUCCAGUUGAUAAUUCGACUCUCGCGGCAUGUAACUCCCUCCUCCCUCCUUCCCUCCCUCCCUCCUUCCCUCCGCCCUCCCUCCCUCCCUCCCAUGUCGUGACCCGGAAGUCGAAAGAGACGAUAAAUUAAAUUCUCCGUGUACCUUCGGCGACGGCGUCUUCUCUCCGUUAUCAACUCAGCCAACAGCGCCAUUUGCAUUCGCUGUACUCCUAUGAACACCAUGGAGGAAGAGCAGAGGGAUGGAGCUUCGCCUCGCUCUCUGUUCGCCAUCUUUCUCCAAAUGUUGUUGUUGGUGGUGGUGAAGAGGUCAAGCGGAAGUGGCUGCAUCACCACGAGUUGUAAUGAAAACAGCGCCGCCCAUCGUAUCGGAUGUGACUUGCUUUCAAAGGCCAAUGAUUCACUCACUGCCAUGUUGGGAUAACAGCAGAUCCCCCAAAAGAUAGCAGAGUCCGACUAAAGCAAGAUUCGAAUUAUACCAUCAUGUAAACGCACUGUGUGUGUGUGUGUGUGUGAUUGUGUGUGUGUGUAAUUGUGUGUGUGUGUGUGUGUGUGUGUGUGAUUGUGCACGGAUGAAGGAAUCAAAGUCUUGUAAGUUGUAAAAAGUUGGACCCAACCAAACAGAACCUGAACCUGGAGGAAAAGUUGGUCCAGAACUGCUUCUAGUCGACCCGAGUCUCUACUAGAGUCUCUACUAGAGUCUCUACUUCUACUAGAGUCUCUACUUCUACCCGAGUCUCUACUAGACCUGUGUGUGUGUGUGUGAUGAAGAUGAUGAUGAUAAAGAUGAAGCUGAUGAUGAUGAUGAAGAAGAAGAAGAUGAUGAAGAAGAUGAUAAUAACGAUGAAGAUGAUGAUGAUGAUGUACAGAAAUCACAUUCUAUUUUAAAUUAAAAAAUAAAACAACUUUA